GUUCGCGCCUGCAUAUAAUGUUCGGUUCUGUAUAUAAUGUUCGCCUGUAUUAAUGUUCUCGUUAUACGUUUCGAGCACAUCUGGCUUGACUGAAUUACCAUCGUUCUGUUAACUCGCAAUGGUUUCGUUUUCAAACCCAAAGCCGCAGCACCGGAUUGCCAGCCGAGAGACUAUGGCUGGGGCAGUUUCGUGUGCGUCUGCAGCUCUAAACAGUGCGACUUCGUCGGCGACAUCGGCGAUCUGCCGAGUGGAGCAGCGGUUGUGUUCGAGAGCAGCAAAGCCUGGCCUGAGGUUAGCCAAGACUGCCACGGCAUUCAACGAAACAACGGACACUACAGAUGACGACGCAAAGGUGCUUGUUAUCAACCCUUCAAAGAAAUACCAGAGUGUGCUUGGUUUCGGAGGUGCGUUUACUGACUCCGUCGGAAUAAACCUGAACUCUCUACCAAGCAACAUGCGAGAUGAUAUCUUGAUGUCCUACUACUCCAAGGAAGGAAUCGAAUACAACAUCGGCAGAAUCCCGCUGGCUAGCACUGACUUCUCUGUACGCAAGUACACGUACGACGACUCUCCCGACGACUUCGAGUUGAACAACUUUACCCUUGCCGCAGAAGACUUCGAUCUCAAGAUCCCCUACAUCAAAAAGGCCAUGUCCGUCUCGAGCGACUUCGUUUGGUUCUUCGGAAGUUCCUGGAGUAGUCCGGCAUGGAUGAAAACCAAUGAGAAGCUGGAGGGUCUAGGUUUCCUCAAGGGCAAACCCGGUGGGCCUUACUACAAGACCUGGGCAAAUUAUCAUGUCAGGUUCGUGCAGGAGUACGAGGAUCAGGGAGUUCCCAUCUGGGGUCUGACGACACAGAACGAGCCGACGUCGGGAUUUGUUCCAUUCUAUCCCUGGCAGACACUCGGUUUCACGCCGUGGUCUCAGAGAGACUUCGUCAAGAUCGAUCUUGGGCCGGCUCUGGAAGAUGCCGGCUAUGGAGCGGGCAAAGUGAAGGUCAUGAUCUUCGACGACAAUCGUCUCUUCCUUCCGUUCUGGGCUAACGUGGUCCUAAGUGAUGAUGAGGCAGCAAGGUACGUACACGGAGUUGCUGUCCACUGGUACAUGAACAAAUUGAUCGGCCCGUCUGUACUGGACGAAGUGAAAGAGACCUUCCCGGAUAAGUUUAUCCUGGCCACUGAAGCCUGCACCGGAUACAAGAUUACGACCAGGAGCAAAGUCAAGCUUGGCAGCUGGGAUCGCGCUGAGCAGUACGCCAGCGAUAUACUCGAGGACCUCAAUCACGGGGUGGCUGGUUGGACGGACUGGAACCUCAUUUUAAACACAGAAGGCGGGCCCACUUGGGUCGGAAACUAUGUCGACUCGCCCAUUAUUGUGAAUGCCACUGCUGAAGAGUUCUACAAGCAGCCCAUGUAUUAUGCCAUGGGCCACUUCAGCAAAUUCAUUCCGAGAGGCAGUAUCAGGAUUGAUUCGAAGCCUGGAGCAAAAUGGCAUCCGAGGCUUCUUUGGGAACGAGCUGGAGCACACAGCCUUCUUGAGACCGGAUUCGGCAGUCGCUGUGAUUGUUCUAAACAAAGGCAACAGCGAAACCACGCUGCACAUCAAAGACAUGAUUAACGGUGUCAGCUUUCAGAGGGUCAUCAAGAAACGCUGUAUAACAACGUUCAUCUGGAAACCUUAGAACCUUCGCCCGAUAUUAGACAAUCAUGCAGUACCACUGGCAUGACAUUCCAUUCAUUUAAGGCAGGAUGCAAAGCGUUUGCUUCGCUCUUUCGUUGUUUUUAUACAGCAAAUGUUUUCCACUCAUCUCAACCGAAGAGCAGGUGUGCCAGCAUACAUGGUGUCGGAAGGUCUAGGAUUGAAUUAAAGAAUGCUGAAAAAUAUGUUUCGGAUGGACUCGACCCCGGCUUAAAAGAUGUUUGGUUGCGGACUAUAGUAUUGAUCCAACGGAAACGGCGCAUGUUGCUAUCGCUAUAGUUAGGUUCUUCUUAGUUCUCAGUGUACAUAUCAGCCCGAGAUAAAUGGAUUAGUUUUUUAUUAUUUCGAAAGAAUUCAAGGAUUGGAAAGGUGCAUGAAUUACCCGGCGUAUACCAGACCUGUGUGUUUGAAAAACGCGGCCCUGGAUUGUCUGCGUAUUUAGUGAGGAAAAUGAAACGCGUUAGCACUGAAAGCAAUACAGUUGGACGACUUCCCACACAUGUGUUCGUCAUUACAUUCACUUGAAUUAUUGAACAAAUAUGUAUGCGUCGAGAGAAAUAUAGUGUGCGAAGCAGCGCCCCUUAGAUAUUAAGCCAUGGGUUGGCAGUGUAAAGCCAUGGAUGGAGUUUCUGUUGCGAUUAACUGGCGUCGAUUAGUGUGCUGAAAGCAGGGAUUCAGGGAUUACCACUGCAUAAGCAAACGGUAGCUUGCUUACACACUUUGCUUGCAAUCAUUGCCAACAUGACCUCAGUAGCCAGGGCAGAAUUUACACUGAAUCAAAUCAGAAUCAGCUAGCAAUAUACUUUUUUCUUGGGUAUAUGGACACCCAAGGGAGAAUCUUGAGGUAGUGAAUAGAACUAAUUUAUUUGAUAUAUAAAAGUUCACUGCUAAAUUACAAGCCGCAUAUUGCUUUGUAACUGGUGACAGAUAUGUGUAAAGUAUCUUUGGUAUUUCAAUAAGGAUACUCAAGAAGGUGUAUGAACAAACUGUCAGACAAAUGUCUCAAAUGUUGCAGGGAAAAUGUGCGAAACCCGCCAUGGUGGCUUAGCGGCUGUAGUGAUGCGCUGAUGCACGAGGACGAGGGAUCGAAUCCCAGCCGCGGCGGCCGCCUUUCCAUUGGAGCGAUAUGCAAAAACGCCCAUGUCCCGUGAAUUGGGGGCACGUUAAAGAUUUCCAGGUGGUCAAAAUUAAUCGGGAGUCUCCCACUAUACGACGUGUCUCAUAAUCAGAUCGUGAUUUUGGCACGUAAAACCCAGAAUUUAAUUUUUUUUAUGUGCGAGCUCCUGGCGCCAGUGAAAAUAGAGGCAAAUAUAAACUCGGUUCUUUUUUUUUACAAUUUCGCCUCGGGUCGCCAUAGGCUACACCCGCCACCGCCGCCUCCCACACCAAGAAAAGUAUACCUGCGUGCUGGCAACUCAUUUUGCAGGA
Messenger RNA from Dermacentor silvarum, 3124 nucleotides. RefSeq names its product lysosomal acid glucosylceramidase-like. Gene Ontology annotation, molecular function: glucosylceramidase activity. The coding region runs from base 119 to 1615 and encodes 498 amino acids. The record is from RefSeq and is a predicted model, not a curated record. The transcript is spliced from 9 exons. NCBI's taxonomy places the organism in Eukaryota, Metazoa, Arthropoda, Arachnida, Ixodida, Ixodidae. Gene Ontology annotation, biological process: glucosylceramide catabolic process.